AUGGACUCGUGGUCAUGUGACUUUCUGCCCAACUUUCUUCUACCCCUCACCGCAGCCGUCGCCUGUAACCUUCUCUUACGGCCCGUUGACCUCUACCUCGCCCUCCUUAUCCAAUCUGUCCGGAUGGAACGUACGCUACUAUCCCGCGAUGCGGAGAAAAUUCGUGUCGAAAUUCGUGAGAUGAUACCGGAAGCCUGGUCGGAAAGCCGAUCCGAUGAAAGACAGGCUGAUGUGAUUCGCGAGGAUACAAAUGGCAAUAAACUCUACGGAGGAGAGCAACUUGCGGCCAAAAUCACUCAGUUACAAAAACAAAUGCAAAUUGACCAACCCCGGGUCGAUCAAUAUUAUGCAAAUGCGUUUGUGUCUGCUGCUGUUCCUCCUGCUGCUGUUCCUCCUGCUGCUGUUCCUCCUGCUGCUGUUCCUCCUGCUGCUGUUCCUCCUGCUGCUGUUCCUCCUGCUGCUGUUCCUCCUGCUGCUGUUCCUCCUGCUGCUGUUCCUCCUGCUGCUGCUCCUCCUGCUGCUGUUCCUCCUGCUGCUGUUCCUCCUGCUGCUGCUCCUCCUGCUGUUGUUCCUGCCGCUGCUGAUGCCUCUGCUGCCGCUUCUGCUUUUUUUUCGGUUCCGAUUCUUUCUCCCUCCGUAGUUGAUCUCUUCGUCGUUUCUCCGUCUCUUGCCUUUGUGGUUGUGGUUGUUGUGGUUGCUGCUGCUGCUGCUGCUCUUCCCCAUCGCAUACCGGGAAUGUUCGGACACGCUGUAGCUCCCAGCCUAUCAGGUGAGUAA
Messenger RNA from Penicillium manginii, 777 nucleotides. RefSeq lists its product as uncharacterized. The record is from RefSeq and is a predicted model, not a curated record. The transcript has 3 exons. Lineage: Eukaryota; Fungi; Ascomycota; Eurotiomycetes; Eurotiales; Aspergillaceae. Bases 1 to 777 code for a protein of 258 amino acids.